ACUCAAGUUGUACGUUUUCCACGCUCGACUAUUUUUGUGCAGAUUUGUAAUCAUUAUUGUUUUGGGAGCCACGAGGACCGGUGCCUUAAAAAACAGCUGGCCAGUCCUAUUUUGCCUUUUGCGACUACCUACAUAAAAAGUAACGGACUUUCCAUUUGAAUCUCGAAGGUUCCUCGGCGUAUCAAGAUGACUCUGGGGCCAUACAACAGACACCAAUCUGAUAGGAAAAAGCAAGCUGCCUUGGCCGCGGCAUUUCCUCAAGGAAUCAAAUGCCAGAAGUGCCUCGAGUUUGGUCACUGGAGUUACGAGUGCAAAGGAAAACGCAAGAUUCUCGUUCGCCCGUCGCGUACCCAGGUUCUUAAGAAGAACUUGAAGGCUAAGGAAGCUAAAGAGGAACCACAGUGCAGUGGUGGUAGUUGCAAAAUUCCAAGUAAGAAAAAGAAGCGCAAUGACUCCAGCUGCUCCGACUGUUCCGACAGCUCCUCAGACAACUCCGACUCCUCCAGUUCCAGCUCUAGUUCCUCCGACAGUGACAGCAGCAGCGACUCAGAGAGUGACAGCGACAGCAGCAACUCGGGCUCAGGGAGUGAUUAAUAAUUAGGCUCACGGUAAUUGUAGCACCUUCUCACAGUAAUGUUUUUAUUUUUGUUAUUUGCCUUAAAUUCCUUUAUCAGUCAGAUUGCAGGUGUGCAGUGUCAAUUUUCUGUAGGUUAAAUGUUUCUAUGCCAAACUAUUAGAUAUUUACAUCUUCCAAGAAAGGUAGAUAGGAAGUUAGUCACUUGUUUUUGAUGUUUAGAUUAGAUAAAGAGUCAAAAUGUAGACAACAGAAAUUUAAUACUGUAGAAAAUUAAGGACUUAAAUAAUGAUGAUGCAUAUUAUAACCACCGUACUUGGAACUAACUUUAAUAGAUGAUAUGUAAAGCCUUCCAGGCAGGCAAGCAUGGUCGCGCGAUAAAUGAUAAAACAUCAGGCCGUCCCUAUCGAACUUACAAAUAGUGCGAUAGGGACGGCCUGAUGUUUUACCAUUUAUACCAUACUUGCCUGGCGUAACACCAUAAACACUUACUGUGAGAUAGGAGGUUUAGCAGUAACAAUGCUGGUCAUUUUAUUUAAAGAUUAAUUUUUUUUUUAUAUAAGGAGGUUUAGAUAAUGCUUCUUCCUGGCAUCAGCCCAUUCUCAUGCCAGCCAGUGCUAGAAUUAAAAUAAAACAAAUAUACAUAUUGAUGCCAGUAAGUUAAGUACUUCUUGCAUCUGAGCUGUCCUGCCAGUAACUGGUAUUGUCUAAAUCCCCUCGAUUGAUAACUUUUUGUGUGAUUUGAUUUUUAUUUAAUACUUUACAAUGCUAGAUUUAGGUUUUAUGAAUGUGUAGUUUCUUACUUGUGAUGUCUGUUACCAUUGCUAAUAAACAAUUAAAUUGUGACUUCAGUUGGUUUGUGUAAUAAAUAUUGUUGAAACAUUGUAAUUUGUUUAUUGGUGAUGAGGGUAAUUUUAUAAAAAGGAUUUUAACUUAUUAGAAUAUAUAAGAUACUAUGUUAGGUCACCGGAGAUAUUUGCAUGGGUAAUUUUGCAGUUUUUGAAGAGGUCAAAGGCCAAACUGUUUAGAUAUUUGAAAGGUACAGAAGUUGAUGGUGUAUGGAAUUACCCAUGUAAAUUUUAGACGGAUUUAUAGCAGUUUAUACUCUUUGCGUCUGAUGGAGAUCUAUGCUGGCGUAGGAUACGAUAGAAUUAAAAUAUAAUCUUAUUUUCUGUGUUGUUAGCUCGGACCACACCGAGCUAGGCAAUUUCCUCUCGCGGCAAACAUCAUGUUUGAAACAUGCUAUGUAGACAGACACAUUUCCUCGCUCUAUGUGGACCUGGCUAUUCUGUACCUAUCAAACUAAGUUAAGGUUUUACAAUACUACUCAUGACAUGUAAUGUUAGUGUACUAUUGUUUCCAUGCUUUGUACUAUACUUGCAGUGACGUAAGAUAGCAGUAGUAUCGCCAAGUAGAGUACAUGUUUAGAAUAUCUG
Leguminivora glycinivorella is the source of this 2010-nucleotide messenger RNA. RefSeq names its product zinc finger CCHC domain-containing protein 10-like. The record is from RefSeq and is a predicted model, not a curated record. Bases 187 to 594 code for a protein of 135 amino acids. Gene Ontology annotation, molecular function: zinc ion binding; nucleic acid binding. Lineage: Eukaryota; Metazoa; Arthropoda; Insecta; Lepidoptera; Tortricidae. The transcript has 3 exons.